AUGGUCGCUUCAAAUGAUCAAAGAUGUGCUAAUUACCCUCCCCUUGACGGAUCUCUGUGUCAACUAGACUUCACGGGUGACAGAUAUGAAAAGGUGGAGGGCAGCGCUAGAGCAGGUUUUGAUAUACCUUUGCCCACAAGCUGGACUGUAGUUUUGACAGUCUCUCUGCGACAUUGCUCAAAAAUCGCAUCAUCGGCUCUCUGCACAUCUUCAGAUCGCGACGUUCAGGCAUCAGGAUUGCGGAUUGACCCGGACAUCAUAUUUUCAAGUCCUUCGAUUCACCGGCUCGCGGAAAGCGUCAUUAAGGCUGUAUUGCAGCGGAAUGGUGCAUCCAAGGCUGAUAUCGAAAACAUGAUCGAGAGGUAUUCAGUCGGAUUAGGGAACUCUGUCGCAGGCGCCGACAACACUGUAGUUACUGGGUGCAGCCAAAGCGAUCAUGUCGUUGUCCUGACUGGGUCUACGGGUGGUCUUGGCUCAUACCUGCUUGCAGAUCUACUCCAGCGAGAGGACGUGUCCGUGGUACAUGCCCUCAAUCGCCCGUCAAAGGAGGCGUCGAUACAACAACGACAGGAAGAUUCGUUCAAAUAUCGCGGUUUUGAAUUCACCCUGCUUCAGUCAGACAAACUAGUGUAUGUAGAAACCGAUACUUCCGCUGAUCACCUAGGUCUGGAUAAGGAGUUGUAUCAGAAGAUCUGCACGUCUGCCACUGUCAUCAUUCACAACGCUUGGACAUCCAACUUGAAUGCGGGGCUCUCGUCAUUCGACUUUCAUGUACGGGGAACGCGGAAUCUUAGACUUGGCACUUCUCCACAUCAUCCAAAACCGCGUUUCAUGUUCACAUCUUCCAUGUUAUAUGCUCAAAGUUCGGAUAGAACGAAAGGACCACUCCCUGGAGAAGUACAAUACGACGCAGGGGUCGCAGCAGGUCCUGGUUAUGGCGCGAGCAAGUAUAUUUCGGGAAGGGUUCUCGUCAACAGCAAGUUACCGUCGUCAUCAUUCAGAAUUGGUCACAUAUCAGGAGGACCCCCGCGAGGAGUUUGGUCUACAAAAGACUGGCUACCGGUCACCAUCGCAUCAAGUGUAAGUUUAGGCGCACUUCCGGAAGCCAAAGGAGUCGUGUCUUGGAUCCCUCCACACGCCGUAUCAAAUGCUAUUCUUGAUGUAGCUUUCGCGGAAGAAGAACCUCCCAUUGUGGUGGAUCUGCGGCAUCCGAGACCGGUCGUGAGUACAAUGUUGAUACAAUCCAUUGCGGACGCCUUGUUCGAGCGCAAGAUAACAAGCUACCCGCUACCACUUGUGCCGUUCUCGGAGUGGUUCGAAAAGCUCGAAUCGAGUGCCAAGGGCUUGAGCAAAGAGACUUUGAAGCGUAUCCCUGCCAUCAAACUUCUCAACUUCCUGCGUUUCAUGGCUCGAUCAGAUAUCGCGAUCAGGGCGUCUGGAGAGAUGAGCUGCGAAGCGGCUGGCAUGAUUUCAUUGACCACCGCCGUGGCUGAGCGUAUCAGUCCAACGAUGAAGGAGCUGAAGUCGCUGUCUUCAGCGGACGCAGCACAAUGGGUAGAUUAUUGGACGGCGAUGGAGAUAUUUCAAUGA
This is a messenger RNA of Suillus bovinus, 1590 nucleotides long. RefSeq names its product male sterility protein-domain-containing protein. NCBI's taxonomy places the organism in Eukaryota, Fungi, Basidiomycota, Agaricomycetes, Boletales, Suillaceae. Bases 1 to 1590 code for a protein of 529 amino acids. The record is from RefSeq and is a predicted model, not a curated record. The transcript is spliced from 7 exons.